Messenger RNA from Salvia miltiorrhiza (redroot sage), 2215 nucleotides. RefSeq names its product dolichol kinase EVAN. The transcript has 14 exons. The coding region runs from base 176 to 1888 and encodes 570 amino acids. Gene Ontology annotation, molecular function: dolichol kinase activity. Gene Ontology annotation, biological process: dolichyl monophosphate biosynthetic process. Gene Ontology annotation, cellular component: endoplasmic reticulum membrane. The record is from RefSeq and is a predicted model, not a curated record. NCBI's taxonomy places the organism in Eukaryota, Viridiplantae, Streptophyta, Magnoliopsida, Lamiales, Lamiaceae.
UCAACGGCUGGAGCCACUAUAAAAACCGGACCGCGUCUCCCCGCGCGUAAUUCCAUCUCUCCAUUUCCCCCAAAACCCCCCAAAAAUUCUUCUGCUGCAACAACAAAAUCUUUGGCCACUGAUCUCACUCUCGGAAUCCGCAUCGAAUCGGAAGAAAUUGACGGCGAUAGAAGCUAUGGCGCCGUCGCUGUUGCGGCAGCUCAACGGCGAGAGGGCGGUGGUGUUUCUAUAUGUUGUUCGAAUUCUUCUCUCCAUUCCUCUUAGUCUCCUGCCGGAAGCCUGUUCGCUCUCUCUCCUCUCCCUCCUCGCUCUUGGCGUUGAGAUCUCCGCGGACGACGCCUCCAAUCCGCUUUCUCUUUUCUUUAGAACCAGGCCUGGAGCUUCUUCUGGAGUUCUGUUGGGUGCAGUCACCCUGCCUGGUCUCCUGAUCUCCAAGUUGGUACAAACUUUGAGAGCAAAUUCAUUAGAGGAAGUUGGAAUUGAAGAGUUUGAGUAUCUGAAGUCACAGUAUUGGGCUGCAUCAUCCAGUUGUGUCGCUGUAUUAAUUUUCCUUUCCCUCGUCUGUCAGCGUCAGGGAAAGAGCAAGACUUCCAUCUCCUCUCUCUCCAUCAGGAACCAAAUAUAUAGUUCCAUUAUUGUAAUAUUGUUUGUUGGAUCAGGCUUGGUAUCCUUAUCUGCGAAAUUAUAUGGUGGCUGGUCUCCAGUCUUGAUAUCGUUAUGGGUGCUUGGCCAUGGAUGGGCAGCGGUCAUACUAAUUCAAAAGAUCCUUGAAACAUUUCCAGCAUGCGCUUCUAUAGGAGAAUCUCUUCUAGUGACUGCUGGACUUGUAAUCUAUUUUGGAGACAUGAUGGCAUAUACUGCUUCAAAAAUUACUUGUUUGGCGUCAUCCAAGGCACUAUUCAUUCAAAAUGGUAUCAACAGAAGUGAGAUAAGCACCAUUAUUCAGGGAAUAAUUUUUGGCCUCCUUCUUUUUCCCGUGUUCUAUAAACAUAUUCUUCGAAUGUGGGAAUACUGUGCCGGCUCGGAGAACAACACAGACUUGGGAAUCCAUGAGAAGAGAAGAUUUCUUGUUUUUUAUGCUUUACUCACUUUUGUGUUGGUAGCGGUAGUUCCGUCAUGGAUGCAAUUUGUGCACCCUUUCAACAUGCACCCAUUUUUAUGGGUCAUUGAUUUUGUUUUAUCUGAACCGCUUAAGAGACUUACUCUAUGUGUCUAUUGGCUGGUCAUCAUAUCUGUGUCUGUUAGACGGUUUUACAGCAUAUCAAAGAACAGUAAAACCGAGAGAAUACUUCUUCGAAAAUAUUAUCAUCUGAUGGCUGUUGCAAUUUUUGUUCCUGCCCUUAUAUUCCAGCCAAAGUUUCUUGAUCUUUCUUUCGGUGCAGCUUUGGCAGUUUUUCUCUUGUUGGAAAUUAUUCGAAUAUGGAAAAUUUGGCCAUUAGGUCAUCUAGUCCAUCAAUUCAUGAAUGCUUUUACAGAUCAUCGUGAUUCUGAUCUUCUUGUCGUCAGCCACUUCUCACUGUUGUUGGGAUGCGCAAUUCCUAUAUGGUUGUCUUCUGGUUUUACUGAUAGACCACUUGCACCAUUUGCUGGAAUACUGAGUCUUGGCAUUGGAGAUACAAUGGCAUCAAUGGUAGGACACAAGUAUGGAGUCCUUCGCUGGAGCAAGACUGGAAAGAAAACAAUUGAAGGCACUGCUGCUGGCAUUACUUCUGUUCUUGCUGCUUGCUUUGUUCUACUCCCUCUUUUAGCAGCAACUGGUUACAUUUUCACUAUGCACUGGUUUUCUUUGAUUGUAGCAGUGACCACCAGCGGUCUGUUGGAGGCCUACACGGCACAGCUGGAUAACGCCUUCAUACCUUUGGUUUUCUAUAGCAUGCUGUGUUUAUAAAAUGCAACAAGAAAGCAACACGCGGAAGUGUGUUUUCGACUUGCAAGAGCAAGAGCAAGAGCCUCAACGAGAAAGCAACAUUCAUUCGUAAUUCUGCAGCUCAUUUUUACUUGUAAAUAAUACCAACAUAGCAUAUACCACUACCACUGUCAUAUAAAUAGAGAGAAGUGUUGUUGCUUCCCUUCAUCUUAGCUAUAGAUGGGAUGUGUGUUGUACCAAUAGUUUAUUAAGUAUACGAGUCAAAAUUAGCACAUGACGGCCGAGGAUGUAACCCAGUUUAAUUUGUAUGAACAAUGCCUUGAAUUUUAUUCAACAAUUUUAAACCAA